CGGCGCAGCGCCAGUGCCCACCACGCGCGGCCCGCGCCCGGACUGUCAGUGCAGUGAAUGUGAACCGUAGACUACCACCGAAAUAUCCACUAUUAUUCCCCGCGCGCGCCCAACAGUGACCCAGAACCUCAAUACAAAGUUGUCCCUCCUUGCCGACUUGACCUCUUCCUUCCGUGUCCGUGUUGAAGGUCCGCCCGCCCCCGCGCUCGUUCCCGGGAACAGUUGACGAUCGGGAUAUAUCGCUCGCUCUGGACUGAUCAUGUGCUAUUUGUUUCGGAUGUGACACUGACCGAGCGUCUGCUCUUUUUAUUGGAACUUGACUCUUCUUGGCAGGUGGUGUGUGAAUGGAGCACAGUUUGAAGACCACUGGUGUACAAUAACAGAUAGCUUGCAGAGUGGCGGCGUCCAAGUAUGGAGGGUGCGGAGCCGGGGGCGGGGUGACGGUGAAGCGCAGCAUGAAGUGCGGGGGCGCGGGGGGCGGCGGCGGGGGCGGGGGCGGCGACGAGCUGCUGCUGGGCUGCUGGCUGGACAAGGAGCCGUCGCCCGGCGCCGACCUGCUGGCCGAGCUGCUGGCGCCGCCGCCGCUGGCCGAGCUCAAGCCGCUGCCGCCCUUCACCGGCUACACCGGCCACCUGUCCAUCAACGGCAUCUCCGGCCGCCACUACGGACUCAUCUCGCAGCACCAGCCCGAGGAGAACAACAACUACCCCACGCAGAGCGGCUACCACGAGCACGAGGUGUCCUCGUCCACGGCGCCCCCUGCGCCCCCCGCGGCCCCCGCCGCGCCCCCGGACGUCAAGCCGCUGCUGUUCGACAAGUACGCGGCGGACGCGCCCGACUCCUGCGCCGCCGCCGCCGCCGCCGCCUCGCCGCGCAAGCAGCUGUACGAUGACCCGCACAUGGACAUCAGCUCCAUCGAGGACAUCGCCGCCAUCAUCGGCUCCGCCAUGGCCGACACCACGUCGCCGCCCGACGACCCCGAGCACGGCGACUCGCGCGAGUCCUGGAUGGACCUGGAGGCGUGGUUCGGCGGCGCGCAGCACAACGAGAAGAUCAUCCCGCAGGACCUGGAGGAGUUCAUCCCGCCCUCGCCCUCGCCGCAGCACCACUCCCUCGACUUCCACGGCAAGGGCCAGGACUUCUCCAAGACGCAGGAGCUGCUGCACAAGAACAUCAGCCAGGCGGGGCUGCAGUCGCUGCUGACGCACGGCUACAUGCCGCUGCUCCAGCAGCGCCUGGUGCAUGGGCCGCCCGCCAAGCAUGAGGCGCCCAGCUCCACGAGCUUCGGCCUCAACGAGAUCUCCGCGUCGUCGCCGCCGGGCAACGCCGUGUCCACCACAGACCUGGGCGGCCGCUACGCCGCGCACUACCUGGGCCUCAAGCCCGAGCCGGCGUGCAGCCCCGAGCGCCUGCUGGGCUACGCGCACGCGCACACCACCACGCCCUCCGGCAAGAGCAAGCGCAGCCGCGCCAAGCCCAAGCAGCCGCAGCACGGCGGCCUCAGCUACUCCGCGGCGGCCGAGCUGGGCGGCCUGCUGGGCAAGGAGAAGCCCGUGCACCGCUGCGGCAUCUGCAACCGCGGCUUCCUCAACAAGUCCAACAUCAAGGUGCACCUGCGCACGCACACCGGCGAGAAGCCCUUCCGCUGCGACGUCUGCGCCAAGGCCUUCCGGCAGAAGGCGCACCUCAUCAAGCACCAGCAGAUCCACAAGCGCAUCGGCCGCGACUGACCGCCCCCCGCGCCCCCCGCGGCCCCCGCGGCCCCCGCGCCCCCGCAGACUGUCCACCGGCUCAAACAAGCAUUUCCCUAGUUGUAGUAGUGUGAGUGAGUGUGUGCGGGCGAGAGACUGCUGAAGCUCAUCGCUAGGCGUUGUAUAUGUACUUCAGUAACCGGUGUUAUUGUAUAUUAUGUUUAUUUGUCUAACUCGUAGCGUAAGGACGUUUCUCGUAUAUAACUUUCAUUAACCCCUCAUAGUUUUACACUCCUCCUAUGGACAAGUGCAAUGUUAACUAGUUUUAAGGUUAGAGUUUUAUCGGCGCGCAUCGCCGCAGGAUUUCAUUACACUUUUUGCUGUACAUUUGUAGUGGAAUAAAUAAUUAACUAUUGUUGCUAGGUUUAAUAAUCGGCUUCAGUAUUCCAGGUCAUGUCUGUUUGGACGUCUGCACUGCCGACUGACAUGCGCAGUGCAGCGCGUUCGACAAACCCACGUGCGUUUACGUAUUUAUUUAUUUAUAUCUGCAAUAAUCAAGUCGAUUAUAAGAACGUAUGUAAUUUAUAAAAUUCCGUUUCAAGUCAGUGAAUCAAUUACUUAAUUCGAUUAAUUAUCUACUUAAGUACAAUCUAGAGACGUUCAUCACUUAAAUACGCAUAAUUAUUGGAUGUUACUCAUUUAUUUUCGUUUUUUAUCAUGUCACACAAAAAGUACAUUUGAAUAUACAUGGAUUAUUUUGUAGUACUUGUUAUAACCUAUUCGUAUUGUACAAUACAAUAAACAGGCGUGGACCUGCGAGAUAUAGAGUGCUAUUAAGUCGAGUGUUAUCUGCAUUUAGUUAGAAAUAGAAUAUUAGCUCUCAGUCUUAGUACAUACUAAUCAAUCUCGCACACGUCUUUAAAUACUUACGUUUUCCAUGUUUUCGGAAAAACAUCAUGCACAUAAUUAUAACAUAGACUGUU
Messenger RNA from Plutella xylostella (diamondback moth), 2674 nucleotides. RefSeq names its product zinc finger protein ichor (gene ich). Gene Ontology annotation, cellular component: nucleus. Gene Ontology annotation, molecular function: DNA-binding transcription factor activity, RNA polymerase II-specific; RNA polymerase II transcription regulatory region sequence-specific DNA binding. NCBI's taxonomy places the organism in Eukaryota, Metazoa, Arthropoda, Insecta, Lepidoptera, Plutellidae. Gene Ontology annotation, biological process: embryonic hindgut morphogenesis; embryo development; regulation of transcription by RNA polymerase II. The record is from RefSeq and is a predicted model, not a curated record.